AUGGAUGGACAUCGGAAGAGGUUUUCUCCCGAGGUGCUGUACUCCAUGACAGAAGAUGCUGUCGGCAAGUUUGUCCAGCAGAUCUUCCUGUUCAUGUUCGACGACACAUUAGACCUUAUAAUUGAAAAUGAAAACACAUUCCGUGCGCUUCAAGAUAUUGAAAACCUUCUGGAAGUGGGAAUCUCACCCCCAGAAGACACAAAGGCUGAAUCAGAGUCCUCCCAAAAGUCAGUUCCACCCUCAAGCUCUUUGUCCCAGGCUGGUGAACAUCGUGAGGACGCUAUUAUUAACCAAGGAGAUGAAGAUGUGAAAGAAACCGCACAGGUUAAUGAGAAGAGCGAGGCUGAUGAAAUUAUUGAAGGGUUACCUAAUGAAGAAGACAAUAAUGUAGCCCAGGCAAACAGAGAAUCGCCUGAACUCUCAGCUGAGACUCUGAAAAACAGCCUGGCCAUGGCGCUGCUUCUGAGGCUUUUGUCAAAGUGUGAAACUGACAACAAAAAUCUUAAAGACAGCAUCACUGAAAUCAAGAGAAGGCUUUUAUUCUUGCUACUGAGCACGUCCAGGGCAAACACAGGAGGAGUCUCGAGGUGUUUGUGCAGAUGUAAACAAGAACUGGACUGACUUGGACUGCCCCGCAGAUAUCUUCCUAAAAAGGAUUAUUUGGAUCUAAUUCAGCUUUUUCGAUUUCUUAACAUCUAUGUUAGAAUACAGUGGAGUCAGGGUUACAUAUGUGUUGUGGGCUGAUGAUGUAACCUGUCCUGAGCAUUUUGAAGGCCUUGCGUUAACUUGCAGGCAAGUGUGAUGCUGUGCUUGUGUGUCUGAUGCACAUAUGCACAUGUCUUCAAACGAGUACAUUUAGACAAGACUGGAAAGACCAGGACAUCCAAUAAAACAACGAACUGUCCAAACUCUUGCAAUUUUUUUCAACUACAAGUGUAACAUUUGUACUUCAUAGAUGCCGCUGGAGACUACGGGACGGUGUCAUACAAGCCAUUUUUAUUUAUUCCAUUAGUGGACCAGAAGACAAACUAUCCUGAACGAAAGGCUGAAACUUUACACCAUGACAUUACAGACCUAUAAUUUGGUCCCCCAGUACAUAUUGAGACACACCCUGUCCCCUCACCUCCUUCCCCUCUUCCUACUUUUGCUCCUCCAGGCCUGGUGGGGGAGCGGUCAUCCUCAGUGUUUGGAUUAUAAGCCCCCAUUUGAGCCUCAGCAGCCAUUGGUCUUCUGUAAAGAAUACACAAAGUUUGGAUGUUGCGAUGUGGAGAAGGAUGAAGAGAUAUCAGUCAGGUUUAACUCUAUUAUGGAUCAUUUUGACCAAUCGGGUGUCAAAGCCUGUGGCAGAUACAUUCGCAGUAUCCUCUGCCAGGAGUGUUCACCUUAUGCUGCCCACCUGUACGAUGCAGAGGAUGCCAACACACCCAUGAGAAUUCUGCCUGGGCUUUGCAGGGCCUACUGCUCUGACUACUGGAUGCAUUGCCGAUAUACGCUCAGCCUCCUCCUGGAGGAACUGGGGAACCCACAACAGUUUGCAAACCUCACUUACAAAAUAGAGGAGGACCACAGAAGAUUCUGUGACUUUCUGGAACUAAAGGACAAACAGUAUUGCUACCCCAAUGUGUUGACAAAUGCAGAACUAAAUGCUAACUUGGGCUUGGUACGUGAAGAUCCCAAAGGCUGCCUGGAACUGUGCCUGCAGGAAGUUGCCAAUGGUCUCCGAAACCCUGUGGCCAUGAUCCAUGCGGACGAUGGAACUCAUCGCUUCUUUGUAGCAGAGCAGCUGGGUUAUGUGUGGGUGUAUUUUGCCAAUGGAUCCAGAAUUGACCGGCCUUUCCUAAACCUCACCCAGGCUGUCCUUACAUCACCGUGGGCUGGAGAUGAGAGGGGAUUCCUCUGCAUAGCCCUCCACCCAAGGUUUUCCACAAUCAAAAAGGCCUAUGUGUACUAUUCCGUGUCUGUCAAGAAGCAAGAAAAAAUCCGAAUUAGCGAGUUCACACUCUCACCUCAUGAUGAUAACCAACUAGAUCAUUCUUCUGAGAGAACCAUCCUGGAGGUAGUAGAGCCAGCCUCCAAUCACAAUGGAGGCCAGCUGCUUUUUGGUCAUGAUGGAUACCUGUACAUCUUCAUUGGAGAUGGUGGGCGAGCUGGGGACCCAUUUGGAAAAUUUGGCAAUUCCCAGAACAAGUCAACACUUCUUGGCAAGGUACUACGUAUUGAUGUUGACGACAAUGAUCAUGCGACCCCAUACAGCAUUCCCUCAGAUAACCCAUUCAUUUGGGAGAAGGAGGCACGAUCAGAGAUUUAUGCAUAUGGAGUUCGCAACAUGUGGCGUUGCUCCAUUGACCGUGGAGAUCCUGCCACAGGCACAGGCAGAGGCAGGAUGUUUUGUGGGGACGUGGGCCAGAACAAAUAUGAAGAAAUAGACCUCAUCGUCAAAGGAGGCAACUAUGGAUGGAGAGCCAAAGAAGGUUUCAGCUGCUACGACCGCAAACUCUGUCAAAACUCAUCCCUUGAUGACAUCUUGCCUAUCUUUGCCUACCCUCACAAGUUGGGAAAAUCAGUGACUGGAGGGUACAUUUACAGAGGCUGUCAGAUGCCUAACCUCAAUGGACUCUACAUCUUUGGGGAUUUCAUGAGCGGACGUUUAAUGUCUCUUAAGGAGAAUGCUGAAGGAGAAUGGAAGUACACCGAGAUCUGUAUGGGAACGGACCAGACCUGCAGGUUUCCCAAACUCAUAAACAGUUACUAUAGAUACAUCAUCUCUUUUGCUGAGGAUGAAGCAGGUGAAUUGUAUUUCUUAGCCACAGGAGCCCCGAGUGCCACGGCCAGAGCAGGAGUCAUCUAUAAAAUAGUGGAUCCUUCCAGACGAGCGCCACCAGGAAAAUGCAGGUUCAAGCCUCUACCUGUUAAGAUAAAGGGAAAGCUGAUUAAUUUCUACCCCAGAGAGGAGUUUGUAAUUGAUAAGAAACCGACCACGACACCUGUUCCCACAACCACUACUCCAAAAACAACAACCAAAAAGCCAUCAAUAAGAAAACCAAUAAUAAUACGAAAACCACCAAUGCCAACCAGAAAAACGACAAGAAAAAUGCAACAAUCAACUCCACAACCCAUGAUGACCAGAAAAACGACGGGGAGGACGACGUUAUCCGCCCCAGGUCCAACCAUUAGAGCAACAGUAAAGGCAGCAACCACAGUAAAACCAACAACUGUCCAGAUGAGCACUGGAAAUCCCACCACAACUACAUCCACUGGUUAUCGUGCUACCAUCCAGAAUGCAGCCUUCUCUAGGAUGGCUCAAAGUACGACCAUGGCUACACCUUCGACACUGAGAUUUGGGAGACCCCGCCAGAACCCCACUGGUACCACCUCUCCACCUGCGAGCUCACCGCAGCCAUCUCCACCCAAAACAAUCACGAGACAACCACAGGCUGCUUUGAUGCCAACACAACAUCCCAAACAUCCAGGAAAGCUGACCACAACGUGGGCACCAUAUUUAGCGCAAAGUCCCACUGCUUCUACUGGCAAGUCCCCGACAACGCCAAUCAGCACCACGCCGCCAAAAGCUCAGGAGGAGAAGCUACGGACUGGAGAGAAACUGGAAAAUACGAGAGCGGGUAACCAGAUACACAAAAGGCCCAGAGGCAGAGGCCGUGGUCACAAGAGAGGCAGGGGAGGAAGGAGGCUGCGGGAUGGCUCGGUGCGACUUGUUAGUAACGACGAUUUAUCCGAUCGAGGCAGAGUAGAAAUCCUCAUCGGCGGGGAGUGGGGAACAGUGUGCGAUGACCUUUUCACCAGCAGGGCGGGCGCGGUUGUUUGCCGACAGCUUGGCUUCACAACGGCGCUGGCCGUGAUGAAGAGGGCGGCGUUGGGCGAGGCCGGCAGCAGCGUGAGGAUCCUGCUGGAUGAUGUGGAGUGUGCGGGCUGGGAGCGAUCGCUGCUGCUCUGCAAGAGGUCAAAGGUGGGAAAACACAACUGCUCCCAUGGGGAAGAUGUAGGAGUUAUUUGUGGUUAGCAGCAAAGAAGUUGAAGCGGUGUCACACAAGCAAAGUUGUCAGACGCGUUGCUGAUAAAUACGUGGUGUUUUUAAAUUUCGGGAAACCAGAAUUAUGUGCAAUAUGUACAAUCCAUAGAUUGGUGUUUCAUAUUAUCCACAUGACACGAAAGAAAAGGUAAAAGAAAACGAAAGUAACAAUAGUAAAGUAGAAAAGAUCACUUUCCCAGCUAGAGUUUAAAAUGAGUUUAUCAGCCAAGAAUUGUUACUAAACAAAACAACCUCCGAAUAGAUCCAAGAAUCACAACAAAAUGAUCAAGAUGACUUAAUUGACUGAUUUCCAUUAAAAAUUACUCUGUUAAGGUCAAGAGCAAACCAUCAGUGAGUCAUUGUUUUGAAUGACCUCUUGUGACUAUCUCUCCCUUAACAACAAUUGAACACAGUAUGAGUUUGACUCAAUAAUAAACCCAAAUGAUAAAUCAACAUUUCUAAAAUAAGCUAUUAAGAAUAUGUUCAUUUGGUAUGUAGAUAAUGCACAUGAGAGUGAACGAAGAAGCAAAAUUUUAUUAUAGGAAAGGAAAAACUGUGCAUAUUUGUGGAUUCCAGAGAAAUAACACUGCAUCGUAGACUUCUGGGUUUCGAAUUUCAGGAACAAUGAAGGUACAAAAUGCCCUAAUGAAGGUACAACGUUUUAUUCAG
Messenger RNA from Menidia menidia (Atlantic silverside), 4696 nucleotides. Lineage: Eukaryota; Metazoa; Chordata; Actinopteri; Atheriniformes; Atherinopsidae. The record is from the annotation of a GenBank genome assembly.